Ogataea parapolymorpha DL-1 is the source of this 1188-nucleotide messenger RNA. Its product is annotated as Protein LAS1. Gene Ontology annotation, cellular component: Las1 complex; preribosome, large subunit precursor. The transcript has a single exon. Bases 1 to 1188 code for a protein of 395 amino acids. NCBI's taxonomy places the organism in Eukaryota, Fungi, Ascomycota, Pichiomycetes, Pichiales, Pichiaceae. Gene Ontology annotation, biological process: maturation of 5.8S rRNA; maturation of LSU-rRNA. Gene Ontology annotation, molecular function: endonuclease activity. The record is from RefSeq and is a predicted model, not a curated record.
AUGUAUCGACAUCCUCAGAUCACGCCCUAUAAAAGCUCCUUCGAGUUCGAGCAGCUGAAGAAGUGGUUCUACAGCGCUGAUCAGAAGUUGAGAGCUAGGGCUGUUCAGAAGGUUGCCGCGUACGCUACCAAAGGAAGUCUUCCUCAUUCGCUAGAGUCCACCUCGUUGCUUACCAGUUCGACCUUGCUGGAUGAGCAACUGAGCAGUAUUAAUGCCGACCCCAUGCCUAUCAGGCUGAGUUACGCGAUGUCUCUGAUCAAGUUCUGCAACGGUCUUUUGGACCCGAUCCAGAAAUCUACAUAUGCUAUGAGUCUCAAUAGACUCGCAGAGAUACUGCAGCUUCCUACAUAUUUCGUGGAGAUCCGACACGCUGGGACUCAUGAAAUGCUUCCAUCACUGGAAAUGCUUCGAUUCAGUGCCCAAAGUGCUCUGGAAUGGCUAGAGAUUAAUUACUGGAACGAGGUCUUUGAAAGCACGUCUUCCGAGCCGCCUGAGGAGAAGACCGACCAGGAAAUAGAUGCAUUGACCGACAGCUUCAAAAUACUGCGGAAAAUCCGCAGAGAAGACAUCCAUAAGGUGUACAAGUUUGGAGACUCGACGGAAACGGGUACAAAAUACUGGAAAGCGAUGAAGGUGCUGAAGAGUGUCAAGGAAGACGUGUUAUUAAACUAUAUGGUGUACCAGAACUGUUUGGUGCUCAAAACGCCGCUCAACGAGAAAAAAGUGAACGGUAUCAGACUGCUUUACAAACCGAUCCUAGAAGAACUUGGUUACGACGUGGUGCUGGGCCUGUUCCAGACUUUUCUGGCUGCUGACACUAAAGAUGAGCUCUUUUCAGUGCAGCGCACACAGUGGUUGCAGUACUUCCUCUCAAACGGCCUUACAUUUAGCAGGAACUCCAUCUAUAGCAAGUUCCUCAAUACGCAUUCGAUAGGGGUGAUUUUUGCGCUGCUAACAAAACAUCCACUGGAGUCAACAGCCAAACUUCUAGAAACACUCAGUCAGCACAAACAGCUUUUGGAGCAGACAAAGCUUACAAUGAAGGUGAACGAUCAAAUAAAAUUCAUGCGCACAUUCUAUAUAUCGGAUCUCUCGUCGCAACCAGCGUUGAAGAAACAAAAGUCUGAGUCGCUGUUUCUUUUCGAACAACAUGAGCUCUGGGAACCAAAGCCUUUUGGUCAGUCUUGA